Messenger RNA from Striga asiatica, 585 nucleotides. The record is from the annotation of a GenBank genome assembly. NCBI's taxonomy places the organism in Eukaryota, Viridiplantae, Streptophyta, Magnoliopsida, Lamiales, Orobanchaceae.
AUGAUUCCCCGGAAUGAAAGUCCUGGUACCCGAACCGACGCCGCAUUCUUGUGGGUCCGACCCAAAUUCGGAGCCAUUGCCGCGGAGAGAGAGAGUGGGUGUGAUUCAGUGAGAGUGCUGUGUAUUGUACGACUAGAAAUCAGUAUGAAGGGUAAUGCUUCGGUCUUCGAUGUACAACUGGUUAGGAGACAUUUACGCGGUUCGUUGCAGCGUGGGUACAAGCUGGCGCGUACUGUCGAAAAGUUGAGCUUGUCACCCUUUUGGGUGAAGAAGGGGGUGAUGAAUGGUACCAAACUUGAUUGGAAAAUCGGUGCAAGUGUCAGAAGUGGGUUUUCAAACAGUCAACCCAUGAUUAGUGGAGUAAAUGUCCUUCAUUUGAGGAGUCGGAGUGUAGAGCAUGUGCUAGAAAGUAGCAGGGGACAGACCUUUAUACAUCCCAAAAAUGCCUUCGUUGUGCGCAAUUUGGAGAGCCAUUCCGCGCACAAGCCUCCCGAAGCCACUGCCCACGGGCACGAACCGCCGCUGAAGCACCGCCAUCGGGUGUCUCCAAGUCUCCCGAUAUGUUAUUGCGUGCGCUGUUGGUGA